CGAGGCCUCUCUCUGCUCCUCCUCCUUGCCAUUCAUCAUCCAACCUCUCUUCGCCCAGCCAUGGACUCCAUGCUCCGCAAGCGUCUCAAGACUUGGCAAAACGACUUCCGUGCCAAGCACAGGCGCGAGCCUAAGCGUAGCGAUAUUGCGCGGGUGCCGGAUAUUGCCGCCAUCUAUGAUACCUGGACUGCUUUGCAAGCUACCAAGGCUGGUACCAGCUCGGCUGGUGGGGGGAGCGUGGGAGGCAAGGGCAAGGAGAAGGAGAAAGACAAGGGCAAAAGCAAAGCUGAGCUACCUCCGACAUCGAGCAGCAAGGCAGCCCCACCAGCCACUCCAACAAAGGCGCAGCCAAGAAUGCAGCCUCCUCGUACCCCGACCUCAUCCCAUGCCGCAUCAUCUAGUCGUAACCCCUUCCGAACGCCCAAUAAGGCCUCUUCAUCUCAGGAGCGCAUCCACACCUCCCCAUCGGGUAAUGUGGCGCAUCUUCGCACCCCAUCCUCCUCCUCACGCCAUCAUCCCGCCACACCGCAAUCGCAAACUGGCACUCCCACGCACAACCUCGCCGCCGCAACCUCAACAGCUGGAGGGGCGUCAUCAUCGUACGACUACAACACCUCCCCCACCUCCUUCCGAGACCUAGUCGGCACGCACUCGGUCAUGCGCACCCCGAACAGGCGGAAGAAUAACCAGGAGCAGCACAAGGCGGACGCGGCUUUAUUGCUCAAAGACUUCACCCCGCGGACAAGGGCGAGGAAGAGGUUGAGGGGAGAAGAAGUACCUCCUACGCCGCAGCAGCAGGUUGCGGGCAAGACGACCGCGGCUGCGGCGGCGACAACGGGUAUUGCGGCGGGAGGCAGCCCCAGUAAAGCGGUCAAGGCAGCUAACGCUACAGCCAAUGGGGCUACGUUGAACCCGAGGCCGAGGAAGCGUCGAGCUCAGGCCGCUGGAGGGUUGGCCGCUUUCUGGGGGGAGGACUUUGCGCGUGACCCCUCAUUAUCGUCGAGCGACAAUGCUUCUGUCUCGUCACGCCUUUCAAAUGGCGCAGCAGCAGCAGCAGCAAAUAACAAGCCCACCAGCGGAUCGCGCGUUUUCACUCGGCAGACCUCCUCCCAGCAGGCGCAGGCUCAAUCUGCCACCGCAAUGGCAGCAAAACCCAAGGCCUCGAAAGGAGACGAGGAUGAUGAGAUCCUUGACGCGAGCCCUCCCUCCCAGACGGCGCCGAAUCGCUUCGAGCUCUUCCAGCGACGAGCGGAGAAGGCGGAGGCGGAGCGCGACAAGAGGAAGAAGAGAUUCAAGAGCCUCUUUGAUGAAGGCAAGGAUCAGGCGAAGGGAAUGGAAGUUGAUCACAGCGAUGCUGAGAGCGAGGAGCGAGAAGAAGAAGAAGAAGAUGAUGAUGAUGACGCUGAGCUUGGAGAGGAUGCAGAGAUGGCUGAGCCUCCCAUGCAAGCGGUCAAACCGACGACAGCAGCCAUAGCCAGGCGCUUCAGACCCGCAGCACAGGUUGCGCUUCUCGACUUCUCGUCUGGAGAGGACGACGACGACUGUGACAACGAUGGGAAACAAGGCAGCGAGAGCACCGUCAAGGGCAUGGGAAAAGCGGCUCCAUCGACCAGACGAGACAAGUCCACCUCUGCAUCAGCGUCAGCGUCGGCGUCCGCGUCAGCCUCACCAUCGAAGAUGGUUUACCUCCGUGCCUACCAGCGAUUCGGCGAGCUCAAGAUCGGGUCUGCAUCUGGCGAGAUAGCUGAGGGCUCUGGAAAUGCUCGGAUCAACGGGUCGGCCGACCAGGGCGACGCUGUGACAGCUCAUGAGCAGGAUGAAGAGGAAGAGGACGAGGACGAUGUAGCUCGAAUGCUCUCACCCGCCAAAAAGCGGGCCCUCCUGCAGCGUUCAGCUAGCGGCGAUGGUCCUCUCCGUCAGAAUGGACAAGAAGGGGCAGAACUGGAUCUCUUCUCCCCACCGGCGGCAGCAGCAGCGCCAGCUACCCGGCUCAACGAAGCCCCCAACGCACUCCGCUCCUUGAGGCAACACCGUAAAGCCAACCAGCGUCGCGCGCUAGCGUCCUUGCUCCUUUCAGGGGACGGCGAUGAUGACGAUCAAGAAGAGGGCAGGGCUUGUCGCCCUGCAGACGAGGAGGCCAUGGUCGCCGAGCUUGAGGCCGAAAUAGCUGACUCCGCCUUCAAUGCCACCCCUGACGAUCCCAAGGAUGGCGCUUCCGGCGGCAAGGGAAAGGGAACAUGGGGUGCAGCGAAAGCUGCUGCGAAAUACUCGGCGCAACAGAGUGGGGCCAUCCUGACUAAACGGGGUCGUGGUAGGGCAGGACCUGGGGAGGAGGGUUUCCUGCUGGGGAAGGCCAAGAGGGGUGCAGGGAGUACUUUGGGCACAUCGCUCAGUGAUGAUGAGGAGGAGGAGGGUGACAACAACAGAACGGCGCCUCAGAAGGGCCACGGCGCCAGGGCGGGACAGCCGCAACGUCUCCCUGCUCGCCCGCCUGCGAAUAAGGUGUUCCGUCGCGUCGGGCGAUCAGGCGUGGAUGAUGAUGAAGCCGGGUACUUCCGUACUGGGCGAGAGAACAAGAGAGCCAGUCAUCGGGGCAGGGGCAGGGGCGACGACGACGACGAAUUUGAUGACGAGGGUGAGGAAUCGCCCUCCUCAGACUCAGCCCGCGGUGCUCGUUACGCCGAUGUGAGGGACGACGAUUGGGCUAGCGAAGCGGACUCGGGUGAGGAUGGGUGGGGUGUAGGGGAUGGAAUGAUGGAGGAGAGCGAUGUCUGGUAGCGCAUCGCUUCCCGCAGCUGUUGAUUUCUUUCUUCGUUGCUCUGCUCAAUCGUACCAUGAAUUGAUAAUGUCU
Messenger RNA from Jaminaea rosea, 2851 nucleotides. RefSeq lists its product as hypothetical. The transcript has a single exon. NCBI's taxonomy places the organism in Eukaryota, Fungi, Basidiomycota, Exobasidiomycetes, Microstromatales. Gene Ontology annotation, molecular function: single-stranded DNA binding; DNA replication origin binding. The coding region runs from base 61 to 2778 and encodes 905 amino acids. The record is from RefSeq and is a predicted model, not a curated record. Gene Ontology annotation, cellular component: DNA replication preinitiation complex. Gene Ontology annotation, biological process: DNA replication initiation; double-strand break repair via break-induced replication; mitotic DNA replication preinitiation complex assembly.